This is a messenger RNA of Engraulis encrasicolus (European anchovy), 1195 nucleotides long. Its product is annotated as secretagogin-like. Gene Ontology annotation, molecular function: calcium ion binding. The record is from RefSeq and is a predicted model, not a curated record. Lineage: Eukaryota; Metazoa; Chordata; Actinopteri; Clupeiformes; Engraulidae. Gene Ontology annotation, biological process: regulation of presynaptic cytosolic calcium ion concentration; regulation of long-term synaptic potentiation. The transcript has 11 exons. Gene Ontology annotation, cellular component: synapse; terminal bouton; dendrite. Bases 91 to 906 code for a protein of 271 amino acids.
UGCAUUGAAAAGGGACAUAACAUUUAGCCUUUCGUGAAGACCGACGGGGAUCUGAGCAUCUUAAUUAUUGCAUAGUUUUAAUUUGGUACCAUGGACAGCACCUUUGACCGUCUCGACGCCGGCUCCUUUCUACAAAUUUGGAAGCAUUUUGACGCAGAUGACAAUGGCUUUAUUGAGGGGAAAGAGCUGGAUGAGUUUUUCCGUUUCAUCAUGAACAAACUUAGGCUAAGUGAAGAAGAAACCGAGGAUAAACUGCGAAGACUGAAAGACAACUUCAUGUCAGUAUACGACACAACCACGGAUGGUCGCUUACAAAUACAAGAGCUGGCCAGCAUGCUCCUGCCUGAAGAUGAAAACUUCUUGCUCCUUUUUCGCAGAGAGACUCCUCUAAACAGCAGUGUGGAGUUUAUGAGGAUUUGGAGGAGCUACGAUGCAGAUGGCAGUGGUUACAUUUCAUCCGGAGAGCUCAAGAACUUUCUUCAUGAUCUCUUCCUGCAACACAAGAAGGAAAUCUCAUCGGACAAACUCCAGGAGUACACGGAUACGAUGAUGCUGCUGUUUGACAAAAACAGAGAUGGUCGUCUGGAUCUGAAUGAUUUAGCCAGAAUCUUGGCGCUUAAAGAGAAUUUCCUCUUGAAAUUUGAGAUGGAGGCAUGCUCUCAAGAGGAAAGAAGGAGGGAUUUUGAGAAGAUUUUUGCUCAUUAUGAUGUGAGUAAAACAGGAGAAUUGGAGGGGCCUGAGGUGGAUGGCUUUGUGAAAGACAUGAUGGAACUUGUAAAGCCGGACCUCACUGGCACCGACCUGGACAAGUUCCGCAAGGCGUUGCUGGGCCAUUGUGAUGUCAACGGAGACGGAAAGAUCCAGAAAAAUGAGCUGGCACUGUGUCUAGGGCUCAAGGGCAUCUAGGGCUCAAGCUUAGCUCCUAAUGUCGUCUCAAGCUCAACUUCUACACUUCUUCACAGUUCAGGGAACAACUGAACAUGUUUAUACCAUCAAUCAUCAUUUGCUACUGUACGUUUACAUGAGACAUUUAAUUCAGAAUUAACUGAUUUAUAAUCUGAAUAAUACGUAAUUCUGCUUUGAAAACGUCAUGUAAACACCUCUUACCUGUAAUUCGGAAUUAAUUGAAAGAUCAAAGCAAACUCGACGGAACUAUUUAAAUCGGAAUGAUUAAUUCGGAAUUAAAACCAUCAUG